Homalodisca vitripennis (glassy-winged sharpshooter) is the source of this 1482-nucleotide messenger RNA. RefSeq lists its product as uncharacterized. Bases 146 to 1369 code for a protein of 407 amino acids. Lineage: Eukaryota; Metazoa; Arthropoda; Insecta; Hemiptera; Cicadellidae. The transcript is spliced from 2 exons. The record is from RefSeq and is a predicted model, not a curated record.
UGUGCCCUUCAACUUGCCCUUCACAUAGUUUUGAUAAAACGUUUUAGUUCUACGAGAAAAUUCACUUUGUGUACUUAAUUUUAAAUUUAAUGCAACAUUUGAGUCACAAGUAUAGAGGUCCACAUCUAGAGACAGUGUGAGGGUAAUGGACCAAAAUAUUCCGAUUUGGCUAAACGAGUCUUUUCUAGCUACAGCUCUUCAGAGAGGAGAGAAGGAAGAAAAUGAAAUCUCAAUAGUGGACUAUGCAGUUGAACCAGCAACAUCUCUCGGUUCGAAUUACUCAAGUUACUUGUUCCGAGUUCGCGUAGUCCACACUUUGCAGGACUCGAACCAGAACAGUACCACGUGCUUGAUAAUCAAGGUGCCUAUUACUGAGGGAUUCUUUAAAGAAAUGUCGCAGCUGGUGGACUAUUUUGGCAGAGAACCGAUAAUGUACGGAAAUCGGUUGCCAAUCAUGUUUAACAAAAUAAAUCACGAAUUUGGUCCUAAAAGCUUUCAUUGUCCGAUAAAAAAUGUACUGGUCCUAGAAGACCUAAAGGCAGCAGGGUACGUUGUAGGUGAUAAAAUAAAACAACUAGAUUAUCCUCACUGUGAAAUGGUGAUGAAGACCCUAGCUAAAUUCCAUGCCACAUCUGUAGCUUGUUAUCAUGAUGGUGAGCAAUUUUUAGAUGGAAUUUGUUCUGAGAAUUUCUUCUUCGAUGGAGCUUUGCCAUUCAAGUCGUUCACGGAGGGUUUUAUGAAACACUAUUCAGAUGCCUUGGAUGACUUAGGGGUGGAUGACCGGUUCAAAGAGAUAUUUCACAGUAGAGUAGGCAAACUUUGGGAGUCGGGUGUGGCAGCUUGUAAACCGAAGAAGAGAGGCUUGAAUGUACUCAACCACGGGGAUGUGUGGAGCAAUAACAUGAUGUUCAAGUAUGACAGUUGCGGAAAUGUGGUGGAUGUGAAGUUCUUUGACUAUCAAAGAACAAGAUUUGGUUCUCCAGUGCUCGAUCUGAUCUAUUUCCUCUGGACUAGUGGAAACAGUGAAGUCAUGGAGUCCAGACAGAAGGAACUCUACAGCGUCUACCGGGACACCCUCAAUAGCACUCUGGAGCUUCUGGAUUGUGAAGAACGCCUCUCUGAAGAAGAGCUCCAGCAGGAUCUAGAAUCAAACACGGACUGGGCUCUCAUUGUUAUGUGUUUCGUAGUAACUUUUACUGUCGCUGAGCCAGACUCCGCGCUGGACAUGGAGGCUAUAAGUUCAAAAAAUGUAGAAAACGAUAAUAAUAGGAACCAGAUACAUCGAGUGUUAAAUGGAAAUCUAAUGAAAACCUUGGCACCUCGUCUCGCAAGGAACUAUCAACAAUGGGUCAACUCUAUGGGCAAAUAACAACAGUUUUUAAGUGCAUACUCUCGUGGUUUUUGAGCACAGGUAUACUUUUUUCACAACUAUUUCAUAAAUAAUAAUGAAUAUUUAAUGUAAAUAAAAUGCAGUUUCAAGUA